AUGCGUGCAUGGAUAAGAUGGACGGAGCAGCACGGCGACAAGGAAGAGCACAUGGAAAGGGGGGGCUUCGGGGGAGGGAAGGGGUGGAGCAAGGAGUGGAGGGGAGGGGGGGCGGACCUGCGUGGAGCAAGGAGUGGAAGGGAGGGGGGGGCGGACCUGCGUGGAGCAAGGAGUGGAAGGGAGGGCGGACCUGCGUGGUGCAGGGCGCGGAGGGGAAGGGGGGGCGGACCUGCGUGGUGCAGGGCGCGGAGGGGAAGGGGGGGCGGACCUGCGUGGUGCAGGGCGCGGAGGGGAAGGGGGGCGGACCUGCGUGGUGCAGGGCGCGGAGGGGAAGGGGGGGCGGACCUGCGUGGUGCAGGGCGCGGAGGGGAAGGGGGGCGGACCUGCGUGGUGCAGGGCGCGGAGGGGAAGGGGGGCGGACCUGCGUGGUGCAGGGCGCGGAGGGGAAGGGGGGCGGACCUGCGUGGUGCAGGGCGCGGAGGGGAAGGGGGGCGGACCUGCGUGGUGCAGGGCGCGGAGGGGAAGGGGGGGCGGACCUGCGUGGUGCAGGGCGCGGAGGGGAAGGGGGGCGGACCUGCGUGGUGCAGGGCGCGGAGGGGAAGGGGGGCGGACCUGCGUGGUGCAGGGCGCGGAGGGGAAGGGGGGCGGACCUGCGUGGUGCAGGGCGCGGAGGGGAAGGGGGGCGGACCUGCGUGGUGCAGGGCGCGGAGGGGAAGGGGGGCGGACCUGCGUGGUGCAGGGCGCGGAGGGGAAGGGGGGCGGACCUGCGUGGUGCAGGGCGCGGAGGGGAAGGGGGGCGGACCUGCGUGGUGCAGGGCGCGGAGGGGAAGGGGGGCGGACCUGCGUGGUGCAGGGCGCGGAGGGGAAGGGGGGCGGACCUGCGUGGUGCAGGGCGCGGAGGGGAAGGGGGGCGGACCUGCGUGGUGCAGGGCGCGGAGGGGAAGGGGGGCGGACCUGCGUGGUGCAGGGCGCGGAGGGGAAGGGGGGCGGACCUGCGUGGUGCAGGGCGCGGAGGGGAAGGGGGGCGGACCUGCGUGGUGCAGGGCGCGGAGGGGAAGGGGGGCGGACCUGCGUGGUGCAGGGCGCGGAGGGGAAGGGGGGCGGACCUGCGUGGUGCAGGGCGCGGAGGGGAAGGGGGGCGGACCUGCGUGGUGCAGGGCGCGGAGGGGAAGGGGGGCGGACCUGCGUGGUGCAGGGCGCGGAGGGGAAGGGGGGCGGACCUGCGUGGUGCAGGGCGCGGAGGGGAAGGGGGGCGGACCUGCGUGGUGCAGGGCGCGGAGGGGAAGGGGGGCGGACCUGCGUGGUGCAGGGCGCGGAGGGGAAGGGGGGCGGACCUGCGUGGUGCAGGGCGCGGAGGGGAAGGGGGGGCGGACCUGCGUGGUGCAGGGCGCGGAGGGGAAGGGGGGCGGACCUGCGUGGUGCAGGGCGCGGAGGGGAAGGGGGGCGGACCUGCGUGGUGCAGGGCGCGGAGGGGAAGGGGGGCGGACCUGCGUGGUGCAGGGCGCGGAGGGGAAGGGGGGCGGACCUGCGUGGUGCAGGGCGCGGAGGGGAAGGGGGGCGGACCUGCGUGGUGCAGGGCGCGGAGGGGAAGGGGGGCGGACCUGCGUGGUGCAGGGCGCGGAGGGGAAGGGGGGCGGACCUGCGUGGUGCAGGGCGCGGAGGGGAAGGGGGGCGGACCUGCGUGGUGCAGGGCGCGGAGGGGAAGGGGGGCGGACCUGCGUGGUGCAGGGCGCGGAGGGGAAGGGGGGCGGACCUGCGUGGUGCAGGGCGCGGAGGGGAAGGGGGGCGGACCUGCGUGGUGCAGGGCGCGGAGGGGAAGGGGGGCGGACCUGCGUGGUGCAGGGCGCGGAGGGGAAGGGGGGCGGACCUGCGUGGUGCAGGGCGCGGAGGGGAAGGGGGGCGGACCUGCGUGGUGCAGGGCGCGGAGGGGAAGGGGGGCGGACCUGCGUGGUGCAGGGCGCGGAGGGGAAGGGGAGGCGGACCUGCGUGGUGCAGGGCGCGGAGGGGAAGGGGGGCGGACCUGCGUGGUGCAGGGCGCGGAGGGGAAGGGGGGCGGACCUGCGUGGUGCAGGGCGCGGAGGGGAAGGGGGGCGGACCUGCGUGGUGCAGGGCGCGGAGGGGAAGGGGGGCGGACCUGCGUGGUGCAGGGCGCGGAGGGGAAGGGGGGCGGACCUGCGUGGUGCAGGGCGCGGAGGGGAAGGGGGGCGGACCUGCGUGGUGCAGGGCGCGGAGGGGAAGGGGGGCGGACCUGCGUGGUGCAGGGCGCGGAGGGGAAGGGGGGGCGGACCUGCGUGGUGCAGGGCGCGGAGGGGAAGGGGGGCGGACCUGCGUGGUGCAGGGCGCGGAGGGGAAGGGGGGCGGACCUGCGUGGUGCAGGGCGCGGAGGGGAAGGGGGGCGGACCUGCGUGGUGCAGGGCGCGGAGGGGAAGGGGGGCGGACCUGCGUGGUGCAGGGCGCGGAGGGGAAGGGGGGCGGACCUGCGUGGUGCAGGGCGCGGAGGGGAAGGGGGGCGGACCUGCGUGGUGCAGGGCGCGGAGGGGAAGGGGGGCGGACCUGCGUGGUGCAGGGCGCGGAGGGGAAGGGGGGCGGACCUGCGUGGUGCAGGGCGCGGAGGGGAAGGGGGGCGGACCUGCGUGGUGCAGGGCGCGGAGGGGAAGGGGGGCGGACCUGCGUGGUGCAGGGCGCGGAGGGGAAGGGGGGCGGACCUGCGUGGUGCAGGGCGCGGAGGGGAAGGGGGGCGGACCUGCGUGGUGCAGGGCGCGGAGGGGAAGGGGGGCGGACCUGCGUGGUGCAGGGCGCGGAGGGGAAGGGGGGCGGACCUGCGUGGUGCAGGGCGCGGAGGGGAAGGGGGGCGGACCUGCGUGGUGCAGGGCGCGGAGGGGAAGGGGGGCGGACCUGCGUGGUGCAGGGCGCGGAGGGGAAGGGGGGCGGACCUGCGUGGUGCAGGGCGCGGAGGGGAAGGGGGGCGGACCUGCGUGGUGCAGGGCGCGGAGGGGAAGGGGGGCGGACCUGCGUGGUGCAGGGCGCGGAGGGGAAGGGGGGCGGACCUGCGUGGUGCAGGGCGCGGAGGGGAAGGGGGGCGGACCUGCGUGGUGCAGGGCGCGGAGGGGAAGGGGGGCGGACCUGCGUGGUGCAGGGCGCGGAGGGGAAGGGGGGCGGACCUGCGUGGUGCAGGGCGCGGAGGGGAAGGGGGGCGGACCUGCGUGGUGCAGGGCGCGGAGGGGAAGGGGGGCGGACCUGCGUGGUGCAGGGCGCGGAGGGGAAGGGGGGCGGACCUGCGUGGUGCAGGGCGCGGAGGGGAAGGGGGGCGGACCUGCGUGGUGCAGGGCGCGGAGGGGAAGGGGGGCGGACCUGCGUGGUGCAGGGCGCGGAGGGGAAGGGGGGCGGACCUGCGUGGUGCAGGGCGCGGAGGGGAAGGGGGGGCGGACCUGCGUGGUGCAGGGCGCGGAGGGGAAGGGGGGCGGACCUGCGUGGUGCAGGGCGCGGAGGGGAAGGGGGGCGGACCUGCGUGGUGCAGGGCGCGGAGGGGAAGGGGGGCGGACCUGCGUGGUGCAGGGCGCGGAGGGGAAGGGGGGCGGACCUGCGUGGUGCAGGGCGCGGAGGGGAAGGGGGGCGGACCUGCGUGGUGCAGGGCGCGGAGGGGAAGGGGGGCGGACCUGCGUGGUGCAGGGCGCGGAGGGGAAGGGGGGCGGACCUGCGUGGUGCAGGGCGCGGAGGGGAAGGGGGGCGGACCUGCGUGGUGCAGGGCGCGGAGGGGAAGGGGGGCGGACCUGCGUGGUGCAGGGCGCGGAGGGGAAGGGGGGCGGACCUGCGUGGUGCAGGGCGCGGAGGGGAAGGGGGGCGGACCUGCGUGGUGCAGGGCGCGGAGGGGAAGGGGGGCGGACCUGCGUGGUGCAGGGCGCGGAGGGGAAGGGGGGCGGACCUGCGUGGUGCAGGGCGCGGAGGGGAAGGGGGGCGGACCUGCGUGGUGCAGGGCGCGGAGGGGAAGGGGGGCGGACCUGCGUGGUGCAGGGCGCGGAGGGGAAGGGGGGCGGACCUGCGUGGUGCAGGGCGCGGAGGGGAAGGGGGGCGGACCUGCGUGGUGCAGGGCGCGGAGGGGAAGGGGGGCGGACCUGCGUGGUGCAGGGCGCGGAGGGGAAGGGGGGCGGACCUGCGUGGUGCAGGGCGCGGAGGGGAAGGGGGGCGGACCUGCGUGGUGCAGGGCGCGGAGGGGAAGGGGGGCGGACCUGCGUGGUGCAGGGCGCGGAGGGGAAGGGGGGCGGACCUGCGUGGUGCAGGGCGCGGAGGGGAAGGGGGGCGGACCUGCGUGGUGCAGGGCGCGGAGGGGAAGGGGGGCGGACCUGCGUGGUGCAGGGCGCGGAGGGGAAGGGGGGCGGACCUGCGUGGUGCAGGGCGCGGAGGGGAAGGGGGGCGGACCUGCGUGGUGCAGGGCGCGGAGGGGAAGGGGGGCGGACCUGCGUGGUGCAGGGCGCGGAGGGGAAGGGGGGCGGACCUGCGUGGUGCAGGGCGCGGAGGGGAAGGGGGGCGGACCUGCGUGGUGCAGGGCGCGGAGGGGAAGGGGGGCGGACCUGCGUGGUGCAGGGCGCGGAGGGGAAGGGGGGCGGACCUGCGUGGUGCAGGGCGCGGAGGGGAAGGGGGGCGGACCUGCGUGGUGCAGGGCGCGGAGGGGAAGGGGGGCGGACCUGCGUGGUGCAGGGCGCGGAGGGGAAGGGGGGCGGACCUGCGUGGUGCAGGGCGCGGAGGGGAAGGGGGGCGGACCUGCGUGGUGCAGGGCGCGGAGGGGAAGGGGGGCGGACCUGCGUGGUGCAGGGCGCGGAGGGGAAGGGGGGCGGACCUGCGUGGUGCAGGGCGCGGAGGGGAAGGGGGGCGGACCUGCGUGGUGCAGGGCGCGGAGGGGAAGGGGGGCGGACCUGCGUGGUGCAGGGCGCGGAGGGGAAGGGGGGCGGACCUGCGUGGUGCAGGGCGCGGAGGGGAAGGGGGGCGGACCUGCGUGGUGCAGGGCGCGGAGGGGAAGGGGGGCGGACCUGCGUGGUGCAGGGCGCGGAGGGGAAGGGGGGCGGACCUGCGUGGUGCAGGGCGCGGAGGGGAAGGGGGGCGGACCUGCGUGGUGCAGGGCGCGGAGGGGAAGGGGGGCGGACCUGCGUGGUGCAGGGCGCGGAGGGGAAGGGGGGCGGACCUGCGUGGUGCAGGGCGCGGAGGGGAAGGGGGGCGGACCUGCGUGGUGCAGGGCGCGGAGGGGAAGGGGGGGCGGACCUGCGUGGUGCAGGGCGCGGAGGGGAAGGGGGGCGGACCUGCGUGGUGCAGGGCGCGGAGGGGAAGGGGGGCGGACCUGCGUGGUGCAGGGCGCGGAGGGGAAGGGGGGCGGACCUGCGUGGUGCAGGGCGCGGAGGGGAAGGGGGGGCGGACCUGCGUGGUGCAGGGCGCGGAGGGGAAGGGGGGCGGACCUGCGUGGUGCAGGGCGCGGAGGGGAAGGGGGGCGGACCUGCGUGGUGCAGGGCGCGGAGGGGAAGGGGGGCGGACCUGCGUGGUGCAGGGCGCGGAGGGGAAGGGGGGCGGACCUGCGUGGUGCAGGGCGCGGAGGGGAAGGGGGGGCGGACCUGCGUGGUGCAGGGCGCGGAGGGGAAGGGGGGCGGACCUGCGUGGUGCAGGGCGCGGAGGGGAAGGGGGGCGGACCUGCGUGGUGCAGGGCGCGGAGGGGAAGGGGGGCGGACCUGCGUGGUGCAGGGCGCGGAGGGGAAGGGGGGCGGACCUGCGUGGUGCAGGGCGCGGAGGGGAAGGGGGGCGGACCUGCGUGGUGCAGGGCGCGGAGGGGAAGGGGGGCGGACCUGCGUGGUGCAGGGCGCGGAGGGGAAGGGGGGGCGGACCUGCGUGGUGCAGGGCGCGGAGGGGAAGGGGGGCGGACCUGCGUGGUGCAGGGCGCGGAGGGGAAGGGGGGCGGACCUGCGUGGUGCAGGGCGCGGAGGGGAAGGGGGGCGGACCUGCGUGGUGCAGGGCGCGGAGGGGAAGGGGGGCGGACCUGCGUGGUGCAGGGCGCGGGAGGGGAAGGGGGGCGGACCUGCGUGGUGCAGGGCGCGGAGGGGAAGGGGGGCGGACCUGCGUGGUGCAGGGCGCGGAGGGGAAGGGGGGCGGACCUGCGUGGUGCAGGGCGCGGAGGGGAAGGGGGGCGGACCUGCGUGGUGCAGGGCGCGGAGGGGAAGGGGGGCGGACCUGCGUGGUGCAGGGCGCGGAGGGGAAGGGGGGCGGACCUGCGUGGUGCAGGGCGCGGAGGGGAAGGGGGGCGGACCUGCGUGGUGCAGGGCGCGGAGGGGAAGGGGGGCGGACCUGCGUGGUGCAGGGCGCGGAGGGGAAGGGGGGCGGACCUGCGUGGUGCAGGGCGCGGAGGGGAAGGGAGGCGGACCUGCGUGGUGCAGGGCGCGGAGGGGAAGGGGGGCGGACCUGCGUGGUGCAGGGCGCGGAGGGGAAGGGGGGCGGACCUGCGUGGUGCAGGGCGCGGAGGGGAAGGGGGGCGGACCUGCGUGGUGCAGGGCGCGGAGGGGAAGGGGGGCGGACCUGCGUGGUGCAGGGCGCGGAGGGGAAGGGGGGCGGACCUGCGUGGUGCAGGGCGCGGAGGGGAAGGGGGGCGGACCUGCGUGGUGCAGGGCGCGGAGGGGAAGGGGGGCGGACCUGCGUGGUGCAGGGCGCGGAGGGGAAGGGGGGCGGACCUGCGUGGUGCAGGGCGCGGAGGGGAAGGGGGGCGGACCUGCGUGGUGCAGGGCGCGGAGGGGAAGGGGGGCGGACCUGCGUGGUGCAGGGCGCGGAGGGGAAGGGGGGCGGACCUGCGUGGUGCAGGGCGCGGAGGGGAAGGGGGGCGGACCUGCGUGGUGCAGGGCGCGGAGGGGAAGGGGGGCGGACCUGCGUGGUGCAGGGCGCGGAGGGGAAGGGGGGCGGACCUGCGUGGUGCAGGGCGCGGAGGGGAAGGGGGGCGGACCUGCGUGGUGCAGGGCGCGGAGGGGAAGGGGGGCGGACCUGCGUGGUGCAGGGCGCGGAGGGGAAGGGGGGCGGACCUGCGUGGUGCAGGGCGCGGAGGGGAAGGGGGGCGGACCUGCGUGGUGCAGGGCGCGGAGGGGAAGGGGGGCGGACCUGCGUGGUGCAGGGCGCGGAGGGGAAGGGGGGCGGACCUGCGUGGUGCAGGGCGCGGAGGUUGGAGAGGAUCUGGCGCAUGACGGUCUGCGCCACCUCCCACUCCACCCACGUGCGCUGCUCCUCCGACCACCCCCCCGCGUCCCCCUGCACGCCCAGCAGCAUGGCGGCCAGCGGCGCGGGGUACUGGCGGUCCUUGAGGUGGCGGUCCAACGUGCUGUCGCCCUGAAACAACUGCUCCCCAUUACCUCUUCCCGCCUCCCCGUUUUCCCUUCCCGCUCCCCAUUACCCCUUCGCGCCUCCCCGUUUCCCCUUCCCGCCACCCCAUUUCCUCUUCCCGCUCCCCAUUACCCCUUCCCGCCUCCCCGUUUCCCCUUCCCGCUCCCCAUUACCCCUUCCCGCCUCCCCGUUUCCCCUUCCCGCCUCCCCGUUACCCCUUCCCGCCUCCCCGUUUCCCCUUCCCGCCUCCCCGUUUUCCCUUCUCGCUCCCCAUUACCCCUUCGCACCUCUCCGUUCUCCCCAAUUCCCCUUCCCGCCACCCCAUUUCCUCUUCCCGCUCCCCAUUAUCCCUUCCCGCCUCCCCGUUUCCCCUUCCCACUCCCCAUUACCCCUUCCCGCCUCCCCAAUUCCCCUUCCCGCUCCCCAUUACCCCUUCCCUCCUCCCCGUUACCCCUUCCCGCUUCCCCAUUACCCCUUCCCCGCCUCCCCGUUUCCCCUUCCCGCCUCCCCGCUUCCCCUUCCCACUCCCGAUUAUCCCUUCCCGCCUCCCGAUUACCCCAUUUUCCCCCCAUGCUCUCCCUCAUUCCCCCCCCCCUUCUCCCUCUCAUUCCCCCCAUGAAGCCCCUCAUCCCCCCCUUUCUCCCUCUCAUCUCCCCCCCUGCUCCCUGUCAUGUCCCCACCUUCUCUCUCUCAUGUCCCCCCCUUCUCCCCCUCAUUUACCCCCAUUCUCCCUCUCAUUUCUUCCCCUUCCCCCUCUUAUAUCUCCCCCUUCUCCCUCUCAUUCCCCCCAUGAAGCCCCUCAUUCCCCCCCUUUCUCCCUCUCAUUCCCCCCUCUGCUCCCUGUCAUGUCCCCCCUUCUCUCGCUCAUUUAAAUGCCACGUAAUCUCCCUCUCAUUUCCCCUCAUCCCCCCCACCUUCCCCUCUCGUUUCCCCCCAUCUCCCUCUCCUUUCCCCACGUGCUCCUUCUCAUUCCCCCCCCUUCUCCAUCUCGUUUCCCCCCCGCUCAUUUCCCCCCAUCUCCUCUCAUUUUCCCCCUCUUCCCCUCUCAUACGCUUCUAA
Closterium sp. Naga37s-1 is the source of this 8397-nucleotide messenger RNA. The record is from the annotation of a GenBank genome assembly. NCBI's taxonomy places the organism in Eukaryota, Viridiplantae, Streptophyta, Zygnematophyceae, Desmidiales, Closteriaceae.